Molecule: messenger RNA, 2022 nt
Organism: Naegleria lovaniensis
Lineage: Eukaryota; Heterolobosea; Eutetramitea; Acrasida; Naegleriidae
Exons: 1
Coding region: 1-2022 (673 amino acids)
Molecular function (GO): zinc ion binding
Source: RefSeq, a predicted model, not a curated record
AUGCCUUCACAAUCAACCUCUCGCAACCGUCACAAUUACAGACAAACCAACAAGAGCGUCAGUUUUUCUCUCGAUCUCGACGAAGAAAACAACAAUUUUGAUGACUUUCCAUUCGAAGAGGACAAAAAGCACCGAUUGACUCAAUCUCCGAAAUUUACAUUCGAUGAUGACGAAGAUUCGAGCAUGCGUGAUGAAAGUGUGGUGGUCUCGUCGAUACCACAUCUCGAUUCACCUCGAUUUGAUUCGGAAGAUGAUGAAGACAUGUGCGACGAUGAUCAUAUCACUCCUCGUGCCGAAGAUAAUUUAUCUCAACCCUUGUCACAAAUUUCAUCAUCAGAAAUUGCCGAUUAUUCUUCAAUCAAAGUCAAAACAGAAAUUGAUGAACUGUUUGAAGAAUGUGAAAGAGAAAAACAAGAAGAGGAUCUCUCAUGGAAGCCUCGACCAUCAUCAGAUGUUAAAUCUCCAAUUUUAUUUUCAUCAAGCGUACCAACACAAGUUUCAUCUCCGAUUUUAUCGAGUCCAGUUGGACUAAGCCAAUAUCAAAAAGAACAACGUAACGUUUAUCAAUAUGAAGAUAUUAAGCAAUUGACACAACCACAAUCAACAACUUCAAAAACUGAAAAUAAUGAUGAUCCUAUUGAUUUUGAUCUUACUGAAUCUCAAUUGGAGAGUUUACAAAGAGAGGAUGAAAAAAGUACAUUUCACAACUUUGAACCCACAGAUAAAACUGGUUCAGAAGUGAAAGUGAAACAAGAAGCAAUCCUUGAAAAUGGUCACGCACCAGUUCAAAACUCAAAUGAGAAUUCAAAUCCGAUUAGCAAUAAUGGAGUUUCUACUGAAGCUCAAGAGCUUAACACACCAGCCACUGAUGCCAAUGUCAUCAUCAUGAACAAUGAUAACCAUGCAGUAACAGAGGAUGAUGAUAUUGAUUACUCUCAAAUUGAAGCAGCGCUCAGAGAAGCAGAUGAACAAGAAAAGCUAAAUCAUCCCCAGGAAAGUGUUGAAGAAGAAUAUGUGUCACCAAUGGAACAAUUUAGAUCCAAAAUACCAACUCAAUCCUCUCCUUCCCAACAUCAACAACCAAGAAAACAACCUCUUUCCAAACAUCCAAGCUCCUCCAAGGUCAAAGAUGAAAUUCAAAUGAGUCAAGAAUCUGGUUUGUUUCCACCACCAGUGAUUGUAGAUGAAAUUGAAAAUUCAGAAGGAUCACAAAUAGGAGAUUCUGUAAAACUUUCUGCUCCAACCAAGAGUCCAGAACGUCCUCUUACCUUUAGAGAGGCUGUAUAUAAGAAACAUAGUCAUUCACCUCCUGGAAAACCAAUCGUUCCAGAUAAGGAGCUUGUAGCAAUCAAAGAUCAAUAUGGAUUAAUUGUUUUUCAAAGAGGAAACAAUUAUGCCAAUGAAGAAAGAAUUUUUGAAAUGAAUGUCGAAACUAUUGAAGUUGAAGAGGGUGUAGAGUUGACAUUUCUCACCUCCAAAUGUUGGGGAACAUUAGAAAUUCCAUACACUCAAAGUAUUAUUUUUGACUCAAAAACCAUGAAUUUAAAGAAAUGUAAAUGCUCUUGCCCUGUGGAAGAUCAUUGUAAGCAUACUUGUGCUUGUCUCAUUACUUGGUUAGACUGUAAAAAGAAGAGUGUACCAUUUCCAUCUCUUAAUUCACUUGGAAAUCGAUUAGAAGCAACUCUAAAUGAAUUGAAUGACUUGAGAAAAGAAGUUGAAAGAUUAAGGAAAGAAAAUGAAUGUCUUAGAGAUAACUAUAGUACAAACAGUGAUGAUUCCAUGAAAGGAGAUGGUUGCAGCACUCCAAUAACAAAGAUGUUGAAUCAAGUACGAGAUGGUUUUGUUUCUUCCAACAGCAUUGAAAAGACUCCAAAUCAAUUAUCAUCCAUCUUUUCUUCUCCAAUCUCUCCCAGCUCGGUAGCAGAAUCGACGGAUCUCAAACGAAAACGAUCUACGUUUGCUCAAGGUGAAAGAGAUCCUCACAUUGAACUUGGAGAAACAUGUAAGAAAAUACAUUUUUAA